AUGAACAACCGGCGCAGGGACAUUCACGAUGAUUAUGAUGUUGGAUGUAACGGGUACUCCAUGGACUACCGGAUAAAAGAACAACAACGAAUUCUUCAAAGUGUUCGGAGUGAACUGAUCGAUUCGUCCUCUAAGCUCAAAGAGGUGAAUGUCGUCUAUGAGGAACUCAACAAGAAGAUUCCCGAAAAACAGUCUGAGUUGACCACUGUAUUGGAUGAAAUUGAAAGCGCGAGGCGAACACUGAAGGAACUUCAGGAUCGACGUAAUGUGCGGAUUUUUCUUCCACACCGACCUCUGUAUCCGAGGGUCGUUGAGAACUCCAAUCCUUCUCAAGCUCCUCCCUUGACCUCUUCAACUUUUACUUGGGAAAGUGCCAUUGAUUAUAGUCGAUGCUCCAUAUCCUCUUUUAUGCCUUUGUAUGUAUAUCCAUUGUCCAAGCCAAAUGCUCAGCUCGAAGAAUUGAAAAUGCAACUUUUAUCACAAGGAAAUAUUGUUUCUAAUCCAAACAUAGCAUGUUUAUUGGUGAUUCUUACUAAUGAAGAAAUUGAUAUUUCCUCCAUGAACAUUCGGAAUGGAGGCCGCAAUCAUGUCAUUAUUAACGUUGGGAAACCGUUCUAUCCUAAAAGUCUUCCGCUUAUAAUGGUACAACAACACGAUCCUCCUUUUGAGAGAUCUCUUGACUACAAUGUAUUCCUGGAAAUGCCUCGGUAUGAUGCUUCUUCCUGGAAACUACUGAAGCCUAUAUUGCCAUUAUCACGAAAGGUUAGCUAUUUAGAGACGUUAUUACCCGUUUUGUAG
This is a messenger RNA of Haemonchus placei, 798 nucleotides long. Lineage: Eukaryota; Metazoa; Nematoda; Chromadorea; Rhabditida; Trichostrongylidae. The record is from the annotation of a GenBank genome assembly.